This is a messenger RNA of Eurytemora carolleeae, 1478 nucleotides long. Its product is annotated as growth hormone-regulated TBC protein 1. NCBI's taxonomy places the organism in Eukaryota, Metazoa, Arthropoda, Copepoda, Calanoida, Temoridae. The transcript has a single exon. Bases 214 to 1260 code for a protein of 348 amino acids. The record is from RefSeq and is a predicted model, not a curated record.
UUAACUUAAUUAGAUAAUUACCUAGAGAAUAAUUUAUGCACUAGGACUUAAUAAUUUUGUUUGUUAAGUGGAGUGUCUUCUUAUUUGUUAGUGAAUGAGAGUGAUAUUUAAAUUAUUGAUUUAUUUUUCAUUUUAUGAAGCCGUACAAAUAUGGUCAGGGUAUAGUUUUGUAAUCCCAUAUUCUAUUCACUCCAGUUAAAACAUCUUUCAGACAUGGCCGCCGGUUCUCAGUUCAGCUCCAUUGACGAAUAUGGAUUCAUACGGUCAAAAAGUUUCGACUUGAGCGGGCAAGAGGAGUUCAUGAAAUCCUAUCUCCGUAUAUUGAGCUCCCGGGCUCAGAAAUGGGAUAAAAUCGUGAAACGAGGUUAUGAUAAAAUGGAACGUGGGAUCAGGCUAAAGAGAUAUAUCAGGAAAGGUAUCCCGAGCUCUCAUAGAAGAGGAGUCUGGAUGGAGAUAAGCGGAGCUGGUAAAAUGAAAAAAGAAGAACCUGAUCUAUUUUCUACAAUGCUCAAUUUACCGACCAACCGUGUAGUGUUGGACCAAAUCGUGACCGAUAUGCCUAGAACGUUCCCGAACAACGUAAACUUCGACAGUACUAAUCCUAACUCAAUGCAGAAACCUCUCUUGAACGUUUUAACAGCAUUUGCUAACUCAAAUCCUAGUAUUGGUUACUGCCAAGGAUUAAACUACAUCGCUGGAUUACUUCUUUUAGCAACACGUGACCAAGACUCCUCGUUUUGGCUGCUGAAAGCUCUCGCUGAAAAGAUUCUACCGGAUUACUAUUCUCCGUCUAUGCCGGGUCUAACUACUGAUUUCAAGGUUUUAGCAGAGAUCUCACGUAAAGAUAUCCCGCUACUUGCGCGACAUAUCGACGGUUUACAGAUGCCCUGGGCGCUAAUUUGUUCCAAAUGGUUUAUUUGUCUCUACGCUGAAGUUUUACCGACCGAGACUGUUCUACGAGUCUGGGAUUGCUUGUUUGCUGAAGGCUCAAAAGUCCUGUUCCGGGUUGCUCUAACUAUCUUGAAAAUCCACGAAAAAGAAUUCUUGGAAAAGAGAGAUUUCGCGGAUUUAAUAGAGGAAUUCAAACGGUUUCUUAAUUCGCAAGAGGUUCUGAACUGUCACAGUUUUCUCGAGAAGGUUUAUCAGAAUUCAACAAGCUUGACCCGAAGUAAAUUGGCCAAACUUAGGGUAGAAUAUGGAAACCAAACUAGAGUCGAACAAUUAGAACGGGAUAAAAGACGGAGAGAAAUUAAUAACUAGUGAUAUUAAGAACUAAACAUUAGUAAAAUGGAUUUUAAAACAAAUUUGUUGUACCAAAGAAUACUGUGAUAUUGACUGUUAAGUCUCCUAGUCUGUUUACUUAAUUCUAAAUAGUUUUUUAAUUAGCUUUAAUCGAAAUCUUGAUUCCUUUUUUUGUUAUUUUUACAUUGAUACUCGUAUAUAUAUAUCAGGGUAUACACAUUUCAUACUCAAUUAAU